Messenger RNA from Trichoderma breve, 2559 nucleotides. Its product is annotated as heterokaryon incompatibility protein (HET) domain-containing protein. The record is from RefSeq and is a predicted model, not a curated record. NCBI's taxonomy places the organism in Eukaryota, Fungi, Ascomycota, Sordariomycetes, Hypocreales, Hypocreaceae. Bases 1 to 2559 code for a protein of 852 amino acids. The transcript is spliced from 4 exons.
AUGAGUUACCAAUUAUGCGACCAGUGCCAAAGACUUGAACUUAGCGUUGACAUGUUCAAGAUUGGCGGUGGCAGCAGUUGCAGCCCCUCGUCAUCACAGUCUUUGCGACCAAGUAAUGGAAGCCCUUUCUUCGCCACUCUAAAAACAAUCGAGGCGAGGGCGUCCGAAUGUUCGCUUUGCAAAAUCAUCGCCGCUGCUAUUCCUCCGGAAGUUCGUUCAGAGGUCAAAGCCAGAAACACAACUUGCCACCUGGUGUGGGAACUGGAUGGUCGCGAUUCUCUCGAUCCCUCAAGCAGAAAACGAACACGGCGAUUAAGAAUCCGCUGGAGUCAGGAGCGUCUCAAAGCUUAUGAAGCAUAUCUCGUUCUCGCCGCACCUGCUUCUUAUGACGAGUCCAAUCUGGACUACCCUCUUCUGCUGAAUGAAGAAACACAGUUCUUGGGUCGGCGCAUUGGACCAGUUGUCAAUAAGAGAAACUUGAUUAGAGAGUUUCUUAGACUAUGCGAAAAUAAUCAUGACGAGCGCUGCACUGGAAAGCUGGGUAUUGAGGAUCCCUUUGCUGAGACACUCAAGCAGUCAUAUUUUGGAGUUAUCGACAUUCAGAACCAGAACUUGGUUCCGCUGCCUUAUACGAACAACAAAGAUUACCUCUCGUUUCAACCAUACGCGACAGUGAGCUAUGUAUGGGGCAACAUUCGCGAUCAUAGAACGACUCUGAGCAACAUACAAGACCGAUUAAAGUCUGGAGGUUUGGCCGCAACCAUCGACGCACUGCCUGUGGCACUUAAACAGAGUAUUGAGUUGAUUGAGAACUUGGGUAUCCGCUACAUCUGGAUUGACUCUCUCUGCAUAAUUCAAGAUAGCAGCCAUUCCUGGAACUUGAAUUCUCGCACAAUGCACCUAAUUUAUGGCAACUCUACACUAACUAUUUGCGCCGCGGAUGGCGCCAGUGCUGAAGUAGGCUUAAGGGCUAUUGAUAAGAACCAUUCGGUAGAGCAAAAUAUUGGACAGGUUGCCCCUGACGUUCAUCUCGUCUUACAUCAAUCACCAGAAUCCAACAUAGAAGACUCUGUGUGGAACCGGCGUGCUUGGACAUUUCAAGAGCGUCUCCUCUCUAGAAGAUGCCUCAUAUUCACCAAAGGGCAAGUCUAUUUCCAGUGCAGAAGUACUGGAAUGUCAGAAGACAUCUUUGUCGACAAAACCGGCCAGGGCUGGUCUCUGGAUCUCACCGGAGCGCCGCUUCAAACACUGACGCAGCUGAGGCAGAGAGCCCUAUGGUUCUAUGCAAACUGUGUCAGCUUAUACACUAAGAGGGAGCUUUAUGAGCCAUUUGACAUUCUUGCAGCGUUCAAUGGAAUGUGCAAGCUCAUCGAAGGGACACUGAGAUCACCUUUCACGUUCGGACUACCGACCUCACACUUUGAUUUCGCUCUGCUUUGGCAACCCGUCGGCAAAUCAUCUCUACUCGAGAAACCCAUUUCGAAAGACGAAAAGUAUCAGAAUAUGAAGUUCCCAAGCUGGUCUUGGUGUGGAUGGAAGAGUGAGGGUGUACUGUAUAACCGGCAAAUGAUUGAAGGAUGUUUGUCAGACGUACGUACCUGGCUGAGGGACCACACUUGGAUUGAUUGGCAUAUUCGUGACGGCUAUGGAACGCCACAGCGAAUUUGGGACAAUGCCUGGGCAAAGGAGGAUCGAAGUACCGAGGAAAGAUGGAGAGGAUACCGUGGCAACGACAAUAGCAACGAAAUUUGGGCAUCAGCGAAGCAAAAAUCGAGAAGUCGCACCAACAGAGCAUUACUCAAUCGGAUUCCGACUUCCCGACCUCCUCCAGAGUUUCUGAGGCCCGCUUACGAUCACCACCGCUACUACGAAAAUCGCCGUGACAGGGAGCUUAGGGCUAUGGAGGGAAUGCUGCCACGACCCCCAGCUAUUGAUCCUUUCGGCCGUCCACUGGAGGAAUCUGCCAGAGCCAACGUCAAGAAUCCAACAAAGCCUACCUUUGCGCUUACACUACCGGAAUACCCUUUCCAUGUCCCAGCUGCAGAAUCUAAGUGUCGGACUGGGGACCACAGAGAAUUUCCCGAUUUACCCAUUUUACAAUUCUUUACCUGGUCAAACAAAUUGCGCAUUGCCAUCAAAGAGACUGAUGCCACCUCUGAUUUGAAAAAAGAAAAGCUUACCAAUGGCAGUCCGUCACCAACAGGUGCCCAAAGCAUUUCCAGCCAAGGACCUCUCAGUCAAUGCUACAUCCUGGACCGACGAGGUGACCGCUGUGGUUCCAUCAUGGUUGACUCGGAAUGGCUGGCAAAAGGACCCUUGCCGCGUCAAUGCCGGUUCAUUGCCAUUUCAGAGGCCAAGUCGUUUACAACGGAAGAAAUGCCCGAGUGGACGUAUUACAUUCCCAAAGAGAGGGUUGAGUCAGAGUGGGAUAUAUACUUUGUUUUGCUUAUUGAGUAUCAUGCUCAGGAAGGUCUUUGGAGAAGGGUUGCUCUUGGAAAGGUAUUUAAAACGGCAUUUACUCAUGAUGAAGAUACAUGGAGGGAAAUUUUGUUGGGUUAG